AUGAGGUUGAGGAGGAGGAGGCCGCUCGGAGUACCGGAAGAUCCGCCUUUCAGGAGCUGCCUCCCCUCGCCGCUGCUGCUCACGCCGAGCGCCAGUUCGCUUGACCCUGAGGCGGAGCCGUUCGUAGCAUCCCCUGGUGGAUCUGGGGGGAGGCUCCAUUUCUCUGACUCGGAGGCGUCGCUCGACGACUCUGACGCCGAGGCUCCUCAGUCGGGCCGCGGCAAGGCCGUGCUGCGUCCGCGGUGGCAGCGUCGUCGUCGCCGACGCGGCCCACGCGCGGGGAGGUUCAUGGGCGAUGCGCGGAGGGGCAACGGGGGUGGCCGGCAACUGCAGCCUCGCCAUCUCACCUCCAUUGUUGUCCACCCUCCCCGCAUGUCCAUGGCGCCGGACGCGGAGGGCUUCCGUCAGGUGCAGAGCAGGAGGCGCUGGCGUCGCGUCGCUUCUCCUCGACGGCCGGUGCCCUCGAACUUGGUCGGCUUGUGCUUCAAUUGCCUCGCCGGUGACCACGUGCAUGCCGACUGCACUUUCCCGGCCAAGUGCUACAACUGCAGGGAUGUUGGGCAUCAGGCGCGUGAUUGCCCUCAUCCUCCGGUCGCUGGUCGCUGGGAGGGCAAGCGUGGCCGUUCUCCGCCGCGCGCUUCGGGUUUCCGACUGGGCGCGCGCCGCCGUCGUUCGUCGCCUAGCCGCGGGGCUUCACCCGCGGACACGGUCUCCGCGCAUUCGGCCUCCACCGGCCGGGAGCCGUCGGUGCCUCCGAUGUGCCAGCCUCCCACCCCGGAACCCCAGGUUAACGAUCCGCCGGCUGGCAACGCUGGGCAGCCCCUGCCCGCCGCGGGUCCGUCUGAGGUCGCCGGGGAGGCUGUCGCUGAUGGGCCUCUGGAUCAGCCACCCGCGCCGGAAUUACCUCGGCUGAUUCCGCGCGCACUGCUGAGGACCCCGGCGCUGCAGGCCGCUGAAGAUGCUCUGUCCAUGGCCCUGCUCGCGCUCAUGGUCGGCACCAGGCCUGUGGUCACUCCGACCAUGGUUUUGGACCAUCUCGAGGAGCACUUCGGGAUCUCAGAUCACCGAGUCUCCGUCCGCCGUACGAGGCCGGAUGAUUUCAUCGUCCGUUUCAGUCGCCGCGAGGAUCUCGAGCGUGUUCUGAGCGCUGCGCCCCCAGAGCGGGCACCAUUCACCCUGCAAUGGCGACGUUGGAGUAGCUUGAUCAUGGGUUUGGCCGGCGCGUUCAGAUCAAUUCGCGGGCCCGUCGUGACGUUGUACGCAAGUUCUUGGCACAGGAGCGCGUAUCUGUCGUAUGUCUCUGGAAGGAAAAGAACAAGAGGACUUCAGAUGUUGUUGUUGGAGGUCGACAUCGACGCUCGGACGCUGCACCAGGAAGCGGAGGAGUGGAUCAAGGCUGGAUUCUCCUGCCUUGCAGCGCUUUGCCCUUACUGGUUGUCGUAA
Molecule: messenger RNA, 1443 nt
Organism: Miscanthus lutarioriparius
Lineage: Eukaryota; Viridiplantae; Streptophyta; Magnoliopsida; Poales; Poaceae
Source: the annotation of a GenBank genome assembly